UUUUUGCCAGAAAACCGCACUUUGACGUGUCAAUUUGGAUCCAAAACCGACCAAUGCUCCCUAACAGCUCCAGAUUCCAAAAUUCAGGAUUUAAAUUUAAAAAUCAAUUGUAAAAGGGAGCCCAUGGAUGGGAAAAGUGGUGGAAAAUUAAGAUUGGCGUGUCCAAUAAGAUGUCCAAAGGAAUAUGAAGUCCAUGUUCUCAACAAAAUUCCAUCUAGCAAUCGGAAAUGUAUCAAGUAUUAUACCUAUGGUAAAUAUCAAGGAGAACACGAGUGGUGA
Molecule: messenger RNA, 279 nt
Organism: Caenorhabditis briggsae
Lineage: Eukaryota; Metazoa; Nematoda; Chromadorea; Rhabditida; Rhabditidae
Exons: 2
Source: RefSeq, a predicted model, not a curated record